GAUACUGCUGCUGCAAGCGCCUCAGCGGGUGAUCAAAAAAAUAGUGAAAGUGACUGUUUGGCUGUCUCGGCAUCUACGGCGCCGCCUUCAUUGACAGAAGAGAAUAAAAACGCUGAGGACAGCGGAGCUGGAGCAAGAAGCACUUCUGACCUCGCUAUUACUACCAGCGUAUCUCAUGUGGAAGCCAUAACGAUCCCGUCAGUGGCCGUGUCAACAUGCCGUGAUGAAUCCAAAAUGUCUUCAGUGGUUGACGGUAGGGAAGUGGUCUGUGGCAAUUCAACAUUGAUAAGUGAAGUUCCUCCCACAAAUGAAGUUAAAAUCAGUAUUGCUACCCACGACGCUGUAACUGAUGUUGCUGGGACUGUUGUGGUAACGCCUCUUGCUUCUUUGACCAAGACCUCCACUACAACUUCCAGGAACUUAUAUGAGCAAACCAAGUUUAGUGUUGUCGAAGUCAGUGACGCAAAUGAAUCGUACAUUUCUGAGAGUGUGAUUGUGUCGACAGCUUCAAGACCCGAUGACAUACCUACAGGCGCCUGUGCGCUGGCAUCUCAAGCCCCUGUGACCGGAGUUCCGGACGAAAUUGAGCCUCGGGAUAAUUUGUCAGGACCGAUUUAUAAUGAGACUGUAACUGAAAAAGAAGCUUUAGCUCCUGUAGCGUGCGAAGCGAAAUUAGUUGUACGAAGUUCAUGUGAAUCUGGGGAAGAUAAUUCGUCUGAUCUACCUGAACCAAGUGCUUGCCUUGACGUGACUUGCGAACCUGCAACGGAAGUUGGUAAACCAGAUAAAACUGCAAUCUCUAAGGCAAUGUGUACAGAAAAAACUUCAUUAUCAUAUUUGUCCACAACUUCAAUGUUUUAUGCUCAAGACACAUCAAUGGAAGUGAAUGAGAAAUUUGAAGACGAUGCUAAAUCACCAACCAAUAGAGCACCAAAAAUUUCUAAUGUGACGAGUCUGACUGAUGCCGCUAAUGCAAUGGAUGCAACCAACCCAGUGCUGCUCGAUGGUGCAAUAGAAGCGGAGUCGGUAAUUUCAACUGUAGUACAAACCAUUCAAUGUGAAAAAAUUAUUCCGCCCUUGCUAACAUCCCAAGAAACCAGUACGGAACGCCCGAAAUCUCUGGAAAAAUUCGACUCUCUAAACAUCUCAGCUCCUAACAAAGGAUUGCCUGCCAAAAACGAGCCCAGUAGUGCGAUGGUGGCCGAUGAGGGAUCUCCUAGCUCUAGCUCAUUGGGUGCGAAUCAUUCAGGUUCACCAUCGGAUGGAGAACCAUGCACUUGGUCGGAAAAGUCGACGCUGCUAUCAACUUCUAAAUUAUCACGUCAGUCUCCUCUGACAUCAUCUUACGAAAUGUCCGACAAGGUGCACAGCUCAUCGCAUAUUGAAAAACGAGAGUUAGCACCGUUGGAUCCUAAUUUAUGCAAGUCUGGCGAGAAGGUAGAAAUAUUACAGGUUUCAUCGAUGUCACCUGACCUGUGUACUGAUGUUCGUCAUGUUGACCUUGAGCCUCAUAACAUUAUCGAGUCUUCAACUGUGAAGCUCAUCACGAAAGCUUCUUCUCAAGAAAUACAUUUUCCUGCGAAUCACAAAUUUGUGUCACCAGUUCCGGCAGCGUCUCGUGAGCAGUCGCAUGUGAAUAUUGAACUUGAAAAUCAAGGCAGCUUAAUUGAAACAAAUUUGAAAAUUGAAAAUGAACCUGCAGUAACGGAUAAUUCUGAUAUUUUGGAUGCAGUUGUAAUGCCUGCAAAAUGUUAUAGCCUCUCUGAUUCAAGUCUUUUCAUUGACCCCUGUAAAAUUAUAACAUUUGACAAAGGCCCAUCGGGCGACAUGAGCAGGGCCCAAAAACUCACCGCCAGUCUCUUCGAGCCGCCAAAACCAGGCUCCUACCGCACCCGUCGCUCCAUGGUCUAUGGCUACAAGACAGAUAAACGGAUUGUCGAGAUGACAGGUGAAAACCAUUGCGUUCAGCUCGAGAAAGCUAUCACUGAGCAGCUCCAGAGUUCUUUCAACAAGCGAGGGAGGUGCUACUUGUGUGCUUCUUUCACGGAGUCGAUGGCAUCUCACAUGGCGGAAGCCCACAUAUGUUUGAGUUUUCGGCCAUUGUUCAGCACUCCGUCAUUUUACCACCACUGGCUCGAACGUUACAUGGACUUCCCUAUACGUUACUCUGAUGAAUUGUAUGGAAAUCCUUGUUACUUGUGCGCUCAAUGUGACUUCUGGAGUAAACGUGUGGACCGAGCGUGGGCACACGCCCAAGAACAUCAAUCAGUAUACCAAGUGAACGAAUGCAAAAGCCGCUCCCCAAACUGUUCAUGCCCUGUGCCGGUGUUCUCGUUUAAACUCUUUCACUGGAAGAAAAGUUUCCAGAAGUCGUCAGUGUGUCAUUUGUGUGAAAGUCGAUUUCAUUGCACCGAGGGUCUGGAAAUGCAUCUGAAGGGUGUACAUUUGUCGGGCUCAAUGUGUCGUGCAUGUCGAAAGGUUAUUUCGCUGCCCCUGCUGGAGCACAACGAGCUGCACCGAGCAAACACCGACAGCCCCCAGCCUGAGUUACUUACAUCACCUAUCGACGUGAGCGACAUAUCCCGCAAUAUCGUGGAUAAUUUAAUCAAUUAUUUGGAUGGCCGUGACUUCAGACUCCCAUCUCUAGGAAGCAAGCUAAUGAAUGAUCGUUCGAAAAUGAUACUCCCGCUUUACAAUGCUCCUGAAGAGUUCAUAGUAUCGCAAGAUUGCCUCAACCCGCUGGAGAGAGAAUUGAAAAAAUACAAGCGAACAAAAUAUGUCAUAAAAUUACCGGCAGAUGACGUACUACUUCCAUUCAAUUUCGACGUCCCCGUUCAAAUGCUUCUACAGAAAAAAUGCUCUCAGUACCGCAAAGGCCGAAAGCUAUUUAGUAUCAGCCGACCGACCGUGAAAGAGGAUGAUUUGUUUUCUGUUCUGGCUCUAAAACGAGGCCGGGGGUUCGUUUCCUCUCGAAGAAAAUCCUUUCGUGUGACCGCGGCGCCCGCCACUCCAGAGUCCGCCGCUAUUGAAGAGCUUAAAGCUCCUAGUGCCUCUAGCGCGCCUGCCGAUAGCGAGAAGGAGCUGCAACAACAGGAGCCGAACAACGACAAUGCUGCUUGUGAUGUUCGAGGAGAGUGGAGUGAAGAUCACUACUUCGUGUGCUGUGCCUGCGGUGCCGUCGAAGAUGACCUGGCAGAGAUCAUGGACCACAAGUGGGCGAGGCAUGCGGGAGUUUUGUGCGCACACACCAUGAUUGCCGGCAAGGACUCUGUGCCCUUGCAGUUCUGUCACCAGUACAGACCUGCCAGUCAAAGAAGUGUGCUGCUCGAACUUCCGCUUGGGGAUCGCUGUUCUCUCAAUACCACAAAUUUCUUGAAGCCGGAGAAAGUUCCAGCGUGUUCGAAGUGUCAGUUGGAACUCUCAUCGAUCACCAAACUUCAUGCCCAUAUGGUGGACUGUGGCGGCCUCUCACUUAUGACGACUCCUAAAUAUCUCAAGAGAAAUAAGAAGAACUCGAGAUUCAACAGACGGAAAGGUCAAGGUAUUCCAAGUCGUCUGAGUGUGCAAUCUUCUAGUGCAAGUACACCGCUCAAGGAGAUAGAGAGAGAGCGUGGCUACGAGAGCGCCGCUACGUCCGUCAUCAAGCGACGCCUCGAGGGCGCCGUGCAGUCCAUUGAUAACCGCCUGCUGAAGAAACGCCUCACUGACAUCAUCCGCGCCAACAGCCUGCCCAGCAGAUUUAGACUUGGGACUUCGAGCGGCCGUCGCUAUGGGCGCAUGAGGCUCCGGCGCAAAUAUAGCACCGAGGAUUCGUCCAACAGAGUGACGAGGUCAUCUGGCAAGAAGUCGCUUACACCCAAAGCUGCGGGUAAGCCCGUUGACGAUGACGACGAUGUCGUGUCGCGCAGCCGCCCUGGCAAAGUCGUCAGAGUCGAUGGAAAAUCGAAGAAGAAAGAACAAAGUGACCGAGAUAUAAAUCAAACUCAGUCUAAAAUCCUACCGUCGUUCACUCAGAAGCGUAAUGGUGAUAAAACUGCAGUCGAACGUUCAGCUGGUAGAAACCGCGUUAACAGUAAAGACUUGAAUAAAGUUUCGCGAGAAGAAAACUCUGUCAAGAACGGUUCCGCGGCGUAUUUGGACGCGACAGCACCACUUCACAGGCAUCCCAAAAUGUUCAAGAGACUUCGAACUUGGAAUGGAACGAAACUAUCCAAAAGCGAGGUUGAGACCGGGCUGCCCAGUGAGAGGAAUAAGAAGUUUUCACCUUCCGUUAAGUCUGCUUUUUUAAAUCGUUCCAAGCAAUUGAGGAAACAAUCAGCACUAAAGCUAGAAAAUAAUGGAGCGAAACUCCUUUCUAACAGUUCAGAACCGAGUCGCUCGUCGAGUUAUCAUGACAGCAGGUCGUCUAGCACCACAAUCGCCUCAUGCCGAGGGCGAAGAAAUUCAUCCUCCAACGCAACGAGCCGAUGUUCAAGUCCUGCUGUACAGAACAGCGGUGGCAGGACGGCAGGACGUUCCCUGCGACCCGACCGCCCGUCAGAAGGCAGCUACCGACCACAGCGCAUACUGAGUGAUGAUUCGGAGGACCUGGACAGUGGCGAUGAAGGGGAUGCAGUGAGGUCCAGAGUAGACGAAGAUGCUGGAGGAAAGGACAAGGAUGCUUGGGCAAGGACGAGAGGACGAAGGUUUGGGUGUCGUUUGACCGGCAGAAACAUGCGCACUCUAAGGCCUUCAAAUAUGCGAUACUCUUUCCGUCCUUGUGUUUCAGAUACUAAGCACUCCAAUGAGUCCAGUGAUUAUGAUUCUGAAAAUUCGGAAAAUUUUGCGAAACCUUCGUAUCGGAGUGGUGAUCCCGACGCCUAUCUUCCUCGCCGUCGUAAACGAAUUGAGAAAAAAUCGUUCUUCGAGAACGUUCCUAAAGCCAUCAAGAAAUUUGGGGCAGGGCUUUCCGUCCUGCCUACGAAAUGGAAACGAAUCCUGCAAGCACCAUCUCUUGACAGCAGGGAUUCUUCAUUAGAUAGUUUAUCCAGCAUUGAUGAUAGGACCGGCAACCAGUUACCAUCAUCAGCUAGUGAACCUACUUGUGAUCAUGCCGUAUCGCAAGGGAAGAAAAUUCCUGUGAAAACUAAAACUACUAAUGAUACUUCAGAGUCAAAUACGAGCUCUGAUGCUCCUAGCGAUUCUACAUCACGUGGCGUCCGUAAGUCUUUGAGUAAACACUUGAAGCCGAACUUGUCAAAAUUAAAAUCUCAGAAGCUGACGAAAGCUGUCCAGCCGUCGACUAAUACCGAUAACGAGAUCAAGAGUGUCCGUUGUUCAGACCGUGUGCAGUUCAAGAGAGGCCUAAUUCCAUCAAGAGCCCGGAAAAUUCGCAGGAAAUGUGCUCUGAUUGCCAAGGAACUGAGCAAAAAUGUGCUCCAGAAUGAGAUGAACGCAGCUGAUGGUGAUGCGGCGUCUGUUAGCAAAGGCCUUACUGAAAGUAAUUCAUAUGAAACGCCCAAGAAAAUAGUUCCAAAAGCACCCCGUAAGAAAAUGAAAUUAACUAAAGCAGAAAUUUCUCAGGCGGAAAGUAAGCGACCAAUAUCGCUGUCACAAGAUUCUGGUGCCUUAUCGAUCGGUGGUCGAAGAAACGCCUCUUCUGAUGAAGAUUUUCAUGGAAAUCGUGCAGACUUCAGCGGCGAGAAAUCCAAGUCUCAUAAAUCUGGCAACCCAUCUUCUGAGAUUAUGAAACCAGCAUUUGAGGGAUCCAAGACUAAAAAAGUUAUACGUAAAGGGAGCUUCAGAAAUAAAAAGUCUAGAUUACCAAGCCCUGAUCUUCCUCUUGACGCAGCGUCAACUAAUGGACCAGUCCCAUUGACGGUUGAUGAAGCACCCGCCUCAACGAAUAUUCAAUCUACAGAGCCAAAGAAAUCUGGAUCAUCGCUUAAAGGAAAGUCUUGUAAAAUAUCCAGAGCUAAAACGCAAUCUAUAACUUCCAUUAAAACAAAGGCUGUUGGAAAAUUUACCUCGAAAUCUAAAAAUUCUAGUGAAAAAGUGGAUAAAGGGGAAAUGAAAACUAAAGUCCAGGAUAAAACUUCCAUCGAUUUAGAUUCAAAGUUUGAAACAAAUCAUUUCAAAUCUUCAGCAGCCGAUGUCGAUGGAAGUAAAAAACGUUCGAAGACGCCUAUGGCUCGCGCUCGCUCAGCAUCGUCAGAUAGCAGAGUCGUGGUGCGGGCUAAGAAACCUCGACUAUCGUAUAAUGAAGAGUUAUCUCCCAACGAUGGCAUUGAUGUGAUCAGUGAGCGGGACAAGGUGAUGGCGUCAGUUGGUGAUUCUUCAUCAGAAAAGCCACAAGAAAAAUUGCAAGACUCUGCUCUACUAACCAAAAAAUCAAACCAGAUUGCGUCAAGCACGCCAGUUGAUUUGUCACAAGAUAAAUUAAAACUAAAUGAACCAAAUAAGAAAAAUAUCGGAACUAAAAGUGUUGCUAAGAAAAGAAACUUGUGCGUGAAACGCAAACGUUGUGAUGCUGUUGCUCCCGAAUUCUUUUGUAGAGAGUGCGGCCUUCAGUUUGGAUCUUCCGAGUCGCUGCUCUCGCACGACCGCGACGACUGCGCCAACAUCGUGUACGGCAUGGGCCUCAUGGCUGAUGACCAGCUCUACGAAUGUCCUCAUUGUCAUCUCACCUUUGCCUACAAAUCCACACAGAAAAAACAUUCGGCUUCUUGCCGUAAUCCACGAGCCCGAAAGCAGCAACAUAAGACUUUAUCCAAUGGUCCCAGCGUUUUAGAACCAUCAUUUCCGUUAAUUCCAACAAAUUUGAUCGCUUGUAAUGUAAAACCGAGGACUAGUAAACGUGACGCUAUCGUAUUGAAGGACGAAGGCUGCAUUAAAGCUGCUAAACCUUAUUCUUUCAAGUCCAAGUCGCCUCAACGCCUUGGUAUAGAUGAAAACUUUAGUUCCGCUCGAGAUAUUCUUGCAAAAUCAGUAAUAGAGAAGAAAGAUGACAAUAAUUGCUCUGAAUCAGCGACGAAAAGUGGACCAAAAAAGCUGUCAAUAGCGAAAAAUAGAAAAAGAAAGAAUUCUAUUCUCACUGAUACCGAGAAUGACUUGAGUCAUCAUCCGUCAGGUGUCAAGAAACGAAAAAGUAUGGAAAUCAAAAAAGCUCGCACUUCUGAUUCCGUGGUGUCAUCGUCCGUAAGUUCGAGCAAUAGUAUUGUCCUAUUAAGCGAUCAGAAGCUGGACGAGAAAGUCCUGGAAAUUCACAGAAGUGAGGUUAACGAGCCUGUCCUUGCUCAUCCUAUCAUCAGCUCUGAUCUUCUUGCAAAUGUCGCUGGAAAACAAGAAACGUCGACACCAAACGUUAAUCCUGCCGUUUCUACUUCGGUUGAUGAUACGCAUUCUGCAAGUUUGGUCUCCUCAAAAAAAAACUCAUCUAAAUUGUUAAGCAAAUCUGCUAUUCAUGGCGUCGUUGAUGCGUCACACGCGAUUACUUCCAGUUCCGUCAGAUGUCGAGCCUCAGAAGUUAGUCCGUUAAUAAUAACUGCAGGCGCACCCAAUCAAGCGUGUAGUAGUCCAGAAGUAGCAAGGGUGCUCGUAGAAGUCGGUAACUUCCUGCAAGAGAGAUGCGCGAGUGAAGGCGGUGUGUUGGAAGUGACGGCGCUGAUGUUGCAGUAUCGUCUCAGUCCUAAUCAAGUGCGGGACGCACUCCUGGAUGUACCGGUACGUCUUACCAGUGGAACAAGCUCAAGUGCUGGUGACGUCUCUACAACACCAGCUGUUGCUGAACAGAAUAGUAGUCCUGGGACUUCUUGCACUGCUGCUGGGAACGUCUUUCCGUGUGCGCCGCAUCGUCCUCUUCUAAUAUACCUACCUUGUCAACCGUCACCUGAAGAAAAUCUGCCGUGCGCCGUGCGCGGCGGUGCGUGUACGUGGUGCGCGGUACUGCAAGAAGUUGUAAACCAGCCCCACUUGCAUCAGUUACACGUACGACUCAUCAGCACAGCUGGCGCCCAGAAAGAUCGUGAAGGUCUCGUGACGAGAGAGCAAAAGCAGGCUUAUCGCCGCCUACCGCUGGACUCGUCCCGAGAAGAGCUCCUCAAAGCCGUGUCUCUUAUUGAAGACAUGAUCAAGCAAAUCGCUAGCGUAAAGACGGAGCUGGCGCGGCAGGAGAUGCUGCUUGCCAUGAAGAAGACGUUCGAGGCAACCGUUUCAUGAUCUUACCUCAAUAUUAGGUAUUUGCUAAAUUCUUCUCUGUCAUGAAUGCCAUAAAUUGUAGAAGCUUUAUACCUCGCCUUAUAUAAAGCAGUAACACUGCAUAUUGAUACUGAUGACAUGCUCGUUUGUUUGAAAGUCAGUGCUUACGUAAGUCUCUUAACUUCUCCCCCCCCCCUUAUUUUCGAAAAGCAUCUUCUGAUAUCUUUUUGCUUUGUUCAUAUGAUGUUACGGGAAUUUCUAGCAAAUGACGCGGUGCUUCGUGGCUUCGCUUUGUGUGUGUGUGUGCUAGGAAAAUAAAGCCAUUAAACUCGCUGUGAAAAUCAUGCCCCGUGCUCCGAGUCUAUUCACAGUUCAUCUAGGUCGCUAGAUAGUUGAUAUGAAAACCCUUCUUUGCUGCUGUAAUCGUCAGUUCGUCUUGGGUUUUUUUUUGUUAUUUUCAUCCGACAAACUUAGAUCUUGUUCACUUGACACUUGUCAGGUUGUAUUGGUCUUGUUUUUUGUAUCUGUUAUCUGCACUUUCACUGUAUAUUUUAACUCUUACACUCGUUACACUCUUAUGUUAACUCUCUUACACUCACUCCCCUCUCUAUGUGAACUCUUUUGCUCUCACUACACACUUACUCUCCCUACACUCUCUCUCUAUGUCAACACUUGGCGCGGCAAUGGAUGAGGUGACACGAGAUAAUCAUUCAGCACUCCUCAGACUGCUACAAUAUCCUUGCCUAUAAUGCUCCGGGUUACUGACUGAUCUGGUAGCUAUUAGAUCGUCGAAUUAAGUGGUUUCUUUCCUUAUUAAAAUUACGGUUUUUCAUGCCAUAAAUGCAAGUUUGAGUAUUUUUCUCGAAUUAAUUACUUACGUGCUAGACAUUUAGUGUUUAUUGUCCGUUAAAUACUUUGCUUGUACUCUUCGUCUUGAAAUUGCUUUUGUUUUCUUCUAAAUCUUCUUACCAUGUAUGAUGACUGCCAGCGUUCUCUACUCAACUUUUUACAUUUAAGUAGGCUUCUGGUAAACGAAUUUCUGUUGGGCAUUAUUAUUAGGUGUGAUAGUUUGAGACGCAUCAGUAAUGCACUGAGUUAACCUCUGGUGUGCAAAUAAACCCAUCAAAAGUAUUAUAUAAGAUACUAUGCUUGAGGCUACAUAAGUUGACACAUAAUAUAAACCUAUUUCUUUAUAAGUUAUUUGCAUGCAUUUGAUCAGUUAUUGAACUUGCGACUUUCUAUUGCAGCUGUGAGCGUUACUUUACAACACGAUCUCAUCUUAUCGUAAGAAUUUUUCGCUGAUGCUUCCUUCUUUUCCGAAAUCUAUCGUUUAACAGAGAUUCAGUCUUUAUGUCUACCUGAAUAAGCACUGAAUUAAAGCUGGUGCGAUGCGUUGCGUGUACGCUGGUGCGCCGGCUCGCACUUUACGAUGACGGCUAAAUGUUUGUGUUGCGUUUUCUAUUCAUUCAUUCCUUUUCACCUUAAUCAUUUUACGUUACUUAUUGUAAUAAAAAUCAAAAUUCUAAAUUAAUUUUUUCAAUACAUUUAUUGAAUUAUCUUCUAAACCACUAUGAAUGUGAUGAAACUGAAGCAAUUUCCUUCAGUAAAUAUUAAGCGUGGCGUGAAUUGUAACGUUGAGUGCCACGUUAGCUGCCUUGUUUAUGCGCUAAGUUUUCAUCGCACGUUUAAUAAGUUUUCGUUUAUUGCGAAAAAUUAUGGGUACCUUCUGUGUCCAUUUGUUCCCGCCCUCUCGUCAAAUAAAGUAAACUAUUAAUGGAUUGUGAAACAAAUUCGUUAAUUUUGAUGAUAUCAACUCUACGAGGCAAUUCUGGUAAUUUCAUAAAUCAUUUAAAAAUUGCCUAAAGUGCUUACGGUUGUAAGUAUCACAGAGCUCCCUGGUGCAUGACAGUGAAGUGCCAUUGAGAGUUAAAUGCUGCUAACAUUACUAGCAUUACCUGCUACCAUUACUAGCAUUACCUGCUAUCAUUACCACUCACGCUAGCUAGGUUUGUGUUCUUGAGAUUCGUGAGAGAAGUGUCGUCGUUGUUUGCGAGUCGUUCAUGCUGGUUUUGUAGGACUAAAUCCUGAGCGUGGGGCGUUGUUCGGCGGUUGAAGCACUUAAUGCCGAGUAAUAUUUGGUUGUCGAUGAGCCCCAGGCCUUGUUGCUGGAAUGCUACAUCGUACCUCGCGUUCCCAUAGAGAUUAUUGACUCACUUUUUGGUACAUUGGAAUUGUUUAUUUUGAGAGCAUUCCUCGUGGAUAAUCUUUUUUUCAUAAUAUAUAGAUAGGAAGGUAGAUAAUUAGUUUGUAAUUUAUUUAUAUGUAUAUGAGAUGUCCGUUAAGAACAGAAUAGCGCCACCGACUAGUGUUGGUGACAUUUUUUUUUUUACUUUUACGUACGUAGAUCUCAUGUGGUGAUGAAAAUGUUUUCUUCUGAAAUUAUAUGUGGCUUACGAAAUUGUUAUUGUGGUCAAUGCCUUGCGUUUUGGUAUUUGAGAGACAAACAAGAAGAAAUCGUACUCGACUACUUUAUAUUUAUUUGGGAAGCAGCUUGUUGAACGUUCAUUAUUUUGUAGUUUUUGCAUUGUGGAUAUUCCGAGAAGUGGCAGCCAUCCUCCGCAUCUUCAUUGGCUCUGACUUGAAGUCUGCAGCGUUUUCUUCUUAAAGCAUCUCAGGUGUUCACCGAAAGCCGUGAAGGUUCUUGUUUUGCUUGACCAUAUUUCUGCAGUCAAGAUGACUUCCACGUACCAGUGAAGCUGUGUUCAUAGAGAUAGUUAGCUGCUCAACAUUGUUCUGAGUUCUUAUACAUCAUUUUCUCUCAAGAAUUUUUCGCCUCAAGGGCCGAUGAGUUCCACUCGAGGCUUCCUCUUAUAUGAGACGAGUUUCCCGUGAGCUCAGAGUUUAUUCGUGUCGUGGAGACCGUUUUUUUAUACACGUCUUGAUUCUUAACAUAUCGGUUAGCUCUGAACCUCGUAUCAAUUGAUGACUACUGAGUAACUUCAUUCAUCUUGAAUAACGCUGGCGUUCUUCACCAAAAAAUUACCAAAUUUACCUGCUUCGAGAUUUUUUCAGGUCUUGACUCAUUUCUGUGAGUACAUUCCGUAUUAAAGUUCUCGACUUAGUGUGGUAUUUUGCUUGAACUAAUUGUAUUGUCGUACAGUUCACACCAGUUCUGUACCCAGGACUAAGCAUAUAUUUAUUGUGUUAUGUGCAUUCUAUGUUGGACACGCUGCACUUCAGGUUAUUUUUCCCGUUAUUAUAGCCUUAUUGAUGUUUGUGUCGUGUGACAGCAAUCGCUGUAUUUUCUGAUUUGCGUACAAGACAGAAGUAAGCCAAGUCCACGAGUUAUAUGUGGGGUAAGACAAGUUGCUAGAAGUAAAUAUUCGUGACUAAUCACGACCUUCGAUGCCUGUUUCGUGAUUAUUAAAUUAUUUGCUCAUCA
Messenger RNA from Hyalella azteca, 11617 nucleotides. RefSeq lists its product as uncharacterized. The transcript is spliced from 4 exons. Bases 235 to 8196 code for a protein of 2653 amino acids. Lineage: Eukaryota; Metazoa; Arthropoda; Malacostraca; Amphipoda; Hyalellidae. The record is from RefSeq and is a predicted model, not a curated record.